UUCUCGCUGUGCUCACUGGCCAACGCCUUCCAGUGGAUCCAGUACAGCAUCCUGAGCAGCGUGUUCGUGGGCUUCUACGGCGUGGACUCGGCGCGCGUGGACGCGCUGUCGCUGGUGUACAUGGUGGCCUACGUGCCGCUCAUCCUGCCCGCCACCUGGCUGCUGGACGCGCGCGGCCUCCGCCUCUGCGCUCUGCUGGGCGCCGGCCUCAACGCGCUGGGCGCCUGGGGCAAGUGCCUCAGCCUGCGGCCCAGCCGUUACGUCGUCACGCUACUGGCCCAGAGCGUGUGCGCCGUGGCGCAGGUCUUCCUGCUCGGCCUGCCCUCGCGCGUCGCCUCCGUCUGGUUCGGGCCCCGCGAGGUCUCCACCGCCUGCGCCGUGGCGGUGCUGGGCAACCAGCUUGGUACUGCAAUAGGUUUUCUGUUACCACCAGUCUUGGUUCCAAAUACAGUUGAUGAUAUUGAUUUAAUGCAGCAUAAUAUCGGCAUCAUGUUCUAUGGAACAGCAGUUGUAUCUACAAUUUUGUUCUUAAUAACAGGAGUAGUGUUUAAGGAAAGGCCUAAAUAUCCUCCAAGUCAAGCUCAAGCAGUUCUUCGGGACCAGCCUCCUGAGGGCUACUCCUAUAAGCAGUCAAUAAUUAACCUGUUCAGAAAUGUUCCUUUUGUGCUUUUGCUAAUAAGCUAUGGUAUCAUGACGGGAGCGUUUUAUUCCAUUUCCACAUUAUUAAACCAAAUGAUAAUAACUCAUUAUCCAGGAGAAGAAGUGAAUGCUGGGAGGAUUGGCUUGACCCUGGUAGUAGCGGGAAUGGUUGGUUCCAUAAUCUGUGGUUUGUGGCUGGAUUACACAAAAACAUACAAACAGACAACUUUGAUGGUUUACAUUCUUUCUUUUAUUGGAAUGAUCGUAUUUACUUUCACCCUCAACCUUGGAUAUCUCGUGGUAGUGUUUGUGACCGGAGGAGUACUUGGUUUCUUCAUGACUGGCUAUCUCCCUCUUGGCUUUGAGUUUGCUGUGGAAAUUACAUACCCAGAAUCAGAAGGAACUUCAUCAGGACUCCUUAAUGCUUCAGCACAGAUAUUCGGGAUUCUUUUUACACUGGUUCAAGGAAAGCUCACAUCAGCCUAUAGCCCUCUUACAGGAAACCUCUUCCUCUGUGCUUGGAUCUUUGUCGGCAUCAUUUUAACAGCCUUAAUCAAAUCAGAUUUGCGAAGACACAAUAUAAAUUUGGGGAUUAUGAAUACUGACAUCAAAGCUGUACCAGUUGAUAGUCCUACAGAACAUGAAAGGAAUAAUGCUAUGUUAAGAGACCAGCCAGAAUCUGCUAUAUGAGACUGAAGGAAAGUAAUCUGCAAAUGCACAAGUUUCAUGUAAUGCUGAGAAGCACUGACUAGUGUAAUCACUGGACUGUAUCUGAAUAGAAAGAAUUGUUUGUUAGAUUGUUGGUGAGGUUGUGUAAAAUUGGUGAAAACUACGAUAUGAAAGCUAUGAAGAUGCACAAUUAAUUUUGUCUAAGGCACAAACAUUUUAACUUUUAUUGAAUAUUUAUUACAGUGGAUUUUUCAAAUUUUGUAGUCUCGCUAGUAAAGCUCUCUGAAGACUCUCCACCCUUCUGGAAGCAAUGCAGUUUCAGAAUACCAGUUCAGGGGGGAAAAAACAAAAAAAACCCCCAAAUCAAAACCCUACAUCAUAAAAUAUGAAUGUCAUAGUAAAUGGCCAUUCUGUUUUUAAAUUGCAUCAAUAUUUAUUAGCUAAUUCACUUGUACACAAUUAGAUUUUGCAAAUACAGAAUUCCUUAGUGGUGAAAUAGGCACCUGGUUAGUAGCACAGCUAGAAAUUGAAAAUUGUUGAAAGUAUCAAAGUAAUGGUUUAUUUUUUUCCAAAUUUUUUAGCAAGGUACAUAGAACAAGAAAUGACUACAAGUGUGAAUGUGUUGCACUGAAUCUGACGCAUCCUUUGCCUUGAACGGACCAAAGCGUAUGAGACUUCUUUAUACCAAAAUACAGGAAGCACUUUCUGUACAGGUUCAUCAUAAUACUCAUAGGGAGACUUGACAUUUAUCUACUGUAAAAUUGUUUUGGUUUUAUGUUGUUGUUUUUUUAAAGAAGGAAAAUGUCUCUUGGUAUCUCUGCAUUAAAACAUAAGCAACUGAGAGUUA
Gavialis gangeticus (Gharial) is the source of this 2155-nucleotide messenger RNA. RefSeq names its product feline leukemia virus subgroup C cellular receptor 1 (gene FLVCR1). Gene Ontology annotation, biological process: erythrocyte differentiation; heme export; transmembrane transport. Gene Ontology annotation, cellular component: mitochondrion; membrane. The annotation marks the transcript as partial. Gene Ontology annotation, molecular function: heme transmembrane transporter activity; heme binding. The transcript has 10 exons. Lineage: Eukaryota; Metazoa; Chordata; Crocodylia; Gavialidae. The record is from RefSeq and is a predicted model, not a curated record.